AUGCCUUUUCACAAUCCUCUCGAAUCAAGCUCGCAGGCCCGAGCACGAGCGAAGAAGUUGGCACUUGAAAAAGAGAUCAGAGAACGCGAGCGCCGCUCGCAGGUAGAUUCCUUAGUUUUAUCCCAGGCGCAGAAACAAGCGGCGCAAGACGUGCAGAACGCAAAGGCGAAAACAGAAGCUAAAGCAGAGGCUGAUGCUAAAGCACUGGCUGAGAAGCAAAAAGAGAAGGCGGAGAGAGAUGCGUAUAUCUAUGCGAUACAGGGCAACCAAAUGUGGCGAGAGAGGAAAAGUGAUUUCUCACGCGGGGAGGACCUUGAAGAGGUUGAUGGUGAUUCCGACUCACCUUUGACAAAUCCUUGCCAGAUUUGCUUUAACCGCAAUGUCAAAUAUACCCUCGGGGGGUGCAACCAUUCAAUGUGCAAGGAUUGUAUAAAACGUCAGUUCUGUUUCCACCCAUCCGGUCUGACCUGCCCUUGGUGCGGCUGCGCCGCGACGACAUUAGACGAGAAACAGGGCGCGGCAAUCAUUAAAACUCAAGAGGUGAAAAAAUGGAUGUUCCGUAAUAGUUCUAAGUUUAGAGAAAGGGUUCAGGGUGGUCGUGAGCCAUAUCCGUUCAGUUAA
This is a messenger RNA of Morchella importuna, 621 nucleotides long. RefSeq lists its product as uncharacterized. The record is from RefSeq and is a predicted model, not a curated record. The transcript has a single exon. The coding region runs from base 1 to 621 and encodes 206 amino acids. Lineage: Eukaryota; Fungi; Ascomycota; Pezizomycetes; Pezizales; Morchellaceae.